ACAGCGGAUCAGGGGCAACGUUGGUCCCCGUCAGCCCGGAUCCUCUUGUUGGGGAUGAGCUGAUGGACAAGACGGCCAGUGGAGCCAGGGAGCUCGGGCAUACCAUGGGUUCAACUGGGGAGUUCGGACACACCACAGGUUCAACUGGGGAGCCCGAGCACACCACGGGUUCAACUGGUGGAAAUGAGGAGCUGGGGCACACCCCGGGUUCAGCUGGGGAGCCUGAGCGCGCCACUGCCCUCAACCUGCUGCCAGCUGCAGAGGAUGUGGCCAAACCGACGCCAGCGGAGACAACGCUGCUGGUGCAGAGCCAUGUCCUGCCAACACCCACCACCGCCCCCGACGCUGAUGCAAAACAAACUUUCCCUGUUAAGAAAAAGCCGCCUACGCUAAAGCAAGCAAAUAAGGCAAGGAAGCACCUGCGGCCCAAGCCCACCCUGCAGGGCCCCCCCCGGGUCCUCUGCAGUGUGAGCUUUCACGAACCUGAGGGCUACAUCGACUCCACGGACUACCCCCCCCUGCCCCUGCACAGCCACCUGGAGUGCACCUACAACGUCACCGUCUACACCGGCUACGGCGUCGAGCUCCAGGUGAAGAGCGUGAACCUGUCUGACGGCGAGGUGCUCUCCAUCCGCGGCGUGGACGGUGAUGCCCUGGUCGUCCUGGCCAACCAGACCCUGCUGGUGGAGGGCCAGGUGAUCCGCAGCCCCACCAACACCAUCUCCGUCUACUUUCGCACCUUCCAGGAUGAGGUGGUGGGGACCUUCCAGCUCCACUACCAGGUGUUUAUGCUGAGCUGCAACUUCCCACGGAGACCCGACUUCGGGGACGUCACGGUGAUGGAUUUGCACUCGGGUGGCAUCGCUCAUUUUCACUGUCACUUGGGCUACGAGCUGCAGGGCCCGCGGGUGCUGACGUGCAUCAACGCCUCGAAGCCUCACUGGAGCAGCCCCGAGCCCAUCUGCUCAGCGCCCUGCGGUGGGACCGUCCACAACGCCACCAUCGGCCGCGUCCUCUCGCCCAGCUACACCGGGAACCAGACCGGCAGCAUGUACUGCGUGUGGGCCAUCGGCGCCCCCCCGGGCCAGAAGCUGCACCUCCACUUCGAGAAGCUCCUGCUGACCGAGAAGGACAGGAUGGUGGUGUACAGUGGGAACACAAACCAGUCUGCCAUCCUCUACGACUCGCUGCGCGCCGACAGCGUCCCCUUCGAGGGGGUGAUCAGUGACGGCUCCUCCAUCAGGAUCGACUUCCUCGCUGAGGAGCCUGCAGCCACCACCGCUUUCAACAUCCGCUUUGAAGCCUUUGAGCGGGGCCACUGCUACGAGCCCUACAUCCAGAACGGGAACUUCACCACCUCCGACCCCACCUACAACCUGGGCACCACUGUGGAGUUCACCUGCGAUCCCGGGCACUCCCUGGAGCAGGGCCCAGCUGUCAUCGAGUGCAUCAACAUGCGGGACCCAUACUGGAAUGACACGGAGCCGCUGUGUCGAGCCAUGUGUGGGGGGGAGCUGACCGCAGUGGCUGGAGUGAUCCUGUCCCCCAACUGGCCAGAGCCCUACACAGAGGGGGAGGACUGCAUCUGGAGGGUCCACGUCGGCGAGGAGAAGCGGCUCUUCCUGGACAUCCAGCUCCUGAACCUCACCAACAGCGACAUCCUCACUAUUUAUGACGGGGACGAGCUCACGGCCCACAUCCUGGGGCAGUACGUGGGCAGCAGCGGGCCCCAGAAGCUCUACUCCUCCAGCCCCGACCUCACCAUCCAGUUCCACUCGGACCCUGCCGGGCUCAUCUUUGGGAAGGGACAAGGAUUCAUCAUGAACUACAUAGAGGUGUCCCGCAACGACUCCUGCUCCGACCUGCCCGAGAUCCAGAACGGCUGGAAGACCACGUCGCACACGGAGCUGGUGAGAGGGGCCAAGAUCACCUAUCAGUGCGACCCGGGCUACGACAUCGUGGGCAGUGACACCCUCACCUGCCAGUGGGACCUCAGCUGGAGCAGCGACCCCCCCUUCUGCGAAAAGAUUAUGUACUGCACGGACCCGGGGGAAGUGGAGCACUCGACCCGCCUCAUCUCUGACCCGGUGCUGCUGGUGGGGACCACCAUCCAGUACACCUGCAACCCCGGCUUCGUGCUGGAGGGCAGCUCGCUGCUGACCUGCUACAGCCGUGAGACCGGGACGCCCAUCUGGACCUCACGACUCCCGCACUGCGUCUCCGAGGAGUCGCUGGCCUGCGAUAACCCAGGGCUGCCAGAAAACGGCUACCAAAUCCUUUAUAAGCGCCUCUACUUGCCAGGAGAGUCCCUGACCUUCAUGUGCUACGAGGGCUUUGAGCUCAUGGGGGAAGUCACCAUCAAAUGUAUCCUGGGCCAGCCAUCCCACUGGAGCGGUCCCCUGCCCAUCUGCAAAGUGAAUCAGGACAGCUUUGAACACGCGCUGGAAGUAGCAGAAGCUGCUGCAGAGACGUCACUGGAGGGGGGAAAUAUGGCCUUAGCCAUAUUCAUCCCGGUGCUGAUCAUCUCCUUGCUGCUGGGAGGAGCGUACAUCUAUCUCACGAGGUGUCGGUACUACUCCAGCCUCCGCCUGCCCCUCAUGUACUCCCACCCCUACAGCCAGAUCACGGUAGAAACGGAGUUCGACAACCCGAUUUAUGAGACAGGGGAAACCAGGGAAUACGAGGUGUCAAUAUAAGGACAGCGGUAAGAGAGUCUCCGGCUGCCAACUUAAUGUGCUCUCAUAGACCUUCCUCAGUAACUAAUCCAGAGACCACGUGGAGUUUGGUUGGACCCCUGGACCUGCUGUUGUCUUUCCUUUUUGCCUCUUUAUUGAAGAUUUUACUGUUUUCUUCACUGUAUUUAUUCUAUUUAAACUGCGAUAGGUGUGCUGCGGAGCCCCGGGCGCAGGCAGCAGCGGGAGCCGGGGCAGAGCCGGGUCCUGGCAAGGCCAAGGUGGCACAGGGG
Messenger RNA from Mesitornis unicolor (brown roatelo), 2965 nucleotides. Its product is annotated as seizure 6-like protein. Gene Ontology annotation, cellular component: neuronal cell body; endoplasmic reticulum. Lineage: Eukaryota; Metazoa; Chordata; Aves; Mesitornithiformes; Mesitornithidae. Gene Ontology annotation, biological process: synapse maturation. The record is from RefSeq and is a predicted model, not a curated record. The annotation marks the transcript as partial. The transcript is spliced from 16 exons.